This is a messenger RNA of Danaus chrysippus (African queen), 1743 nucleotides long. The record is from the annotation of a GenBank genome assembly. Lineage: Eukaryota; Metazoa; Arthropoda; Insecta; Lepidoptera; Nymphalidae.
AUGUCAAGGAACCCGGGGCUGCGUCACGAGGCCGCGGGCGCACGCUCAGUCGCAGCCGACAUGUCUGCGCGUGCGCCCGCCAGCGCCAGUGUGUUCGUGAUCACCACCGCGCUCGCCGCCGCCGCGAUACUACCACACGGAGAUGACAUCGUGUGUGUUAAGGAUGGUCUGAGAGCGGACUACUCGACGGAGUGCCAGGAGUACGUGCGCUGUUCGGAGGGAGUAGUGACACAGCGUUACGCUUGCGGGCCGGGACGUGUGUUUAGUGAGAUAGCCGGAGCGUGCGUGUUACGUAGACGACACUCCUGUACGCGCCGGGUCUGCGCCCCAGGGGAUACCCUCGCCUACGCUACCCCGGCGACCGCUUGCCGACACUACUACCGCUGUGAGAACGGAACGGCCAUCGAUCACGCCUGCCCGCCCGGCUCCUGGUUCGACUUAGCUCGGCAGGCCUGUUCCCGCGGGGCCGGGACGUGCUAUGAACCCGUCUGUGCAGGACUACCGGACGGCGUCUUCCCGGACACCUCUCACGAAUGUCGAAGGAAACUGAAAUGCCAGGGAGCGGAACUACGCGCCGUCAGCUCGUGUGUAGGAUCGUGUUCAAACAACUGUCCUCCGCCACGAUCCGCAGCUAUUCCGUUACCGGCCGGAGACGCAGACUUCUGUUCGGAUGAAACUUGUUCUUCAUUCUGCCAACAAAAGGCGAAUGGAGCUUACGCGGAUCGAUCGACCGGUUGCCGGGAGUACUUCGUGUGUGAAUCACGACGAGUCAUACGGCGAGGAGUCUGCGAGCCUGGACUUUUGUUUUCUGGGAGCGGAUGUGAGCCAGCAGCUCAAACAUAUUGCCCGCCUCCUGCACGAAGUCCUUGCUUUAAUAGACAGGACGGCCUAUACAGGGACUGGAUUGAUUGUUCAUCUUGGUACGAAUGCUACCGUGAGAGAGUUACCGCUCGAGGCACUUGUGAAGCGAACUUUGUGUUUGACGGUUUCGGUUGCGUUCCGAAAGGGGAUUUCUUCUGUCAAGGCCCCGAAAUAGCUUCAGAAUGCGAAGGCAUGCCUAGCGGGACGUACCAGGACCUAGGAUCGAACUGUACCAGAUACUAUCACUGCGAGGGUUCGUUACGUACGAUUCUAUCCUGUCCGGAAGGCCAGAUUUUUGACGGAGCAAGGUGCUCCCCAGAAUCUCAGUCCUUGUGUCCGAGCCUAGAACCCGAUUCGUGUUACGGUCGUUCGGACGGCAGGUACCGCGCCUCGGACACUGGUUGUCGCGGUUUCUACACGUGUGUCAAUGGCCAGAAGGCGGUGUACGCAUGUCCGGAGGGUAAAGCAUUCGACGGUGACACGUGCGUCUCAUCUCACCCUUCAGUGUGUCCGAAAGAAGACUAUUCAUGUUCCGCUCUCUCGGACGGAUAUCAUGCAGAACUGGAGUCUAACUGCCGCAGAUACUUCUACUGUGAGGGCGGAGAUCGUUUAGCGACAAUGUCCUGCCUCGGCGGCAAGAUAUUCGACGGUCACACGUGCGUUGAACCGUCACACCACAUCUGCGGAGCUCCUAGGAGGAGUACUUACGAGAACGGCGGCAAAAACUGCGAAACUGACGGUUUCUUCGUUCAAUUGGGCACUGAGUGUAAAAAGUACUAUUUCUGUUUGACCGGCAUCAGAACGAACUUAUCUUGUUCGUCAAGACAAUUAUUCAAUGGACAAGUCUGCGUUCCCCAAGAACAGUACACCUGUCCAGGCUGA